Molecule: messenger RNA, 2913 nt
Organism: Anopheles cruzii
Lineage: Eukaryota; Metazoa; Arthropoda; Insecta; Diptera; Culicidae
Gene: pigeon
Product: protein pigeon
Exons: 4
Coding region: 1-2913 (970 amino acids)
Biological process (GO): positive regulation of amyloid-beta formation
Cellular component (GO): trans-Golgi network
Source: RefSeq, a predicted model, not a curated record
AUGUUGAAGCAGGAAAAUUUAGCAGCCAAUUUUUGCGGCCUACUCGCACUUGGUGGAAAUCGAGAUGUUGCUGUCGAGUGGCGAAUCUUGGGCAAGGAACAGGACAGUUCGCUGUUGGCCAGUUGGGUUUCGUUCGACGCCAAGCGAAACCGCGACGAGCCACAGGAGCAGCACCCGCAGCAGCGCACCAACAUCGGUGUUUAUAUGGCCAAAAACAAAACGUUCGAUGUGCUGUACACGUUUGCGGGCCGCGAGAACGUCAUACAGGCGUCGGUAAACCUCACCCGCACGCUGCUGCUGUACGUGUUGAAGGAGCUGAAGCUGGACGAAUCCGGACGGAAUGCGGAUAUAUACCGAGCAUAUCUCGUGGAGGUACGACCAAAAGUAGACAACGUUCAGCCUCAGCUUCUCCUGGAAACGGACGGCAAUCGACAGGUGAUGGCCACAUUUCUGUGGCGCAAACUGUCCACCUUUGAGAAGAACUAUCAGGACAAAUUUCUUUUGCUGGUACACCACGAACACGUGCUUCUGUACACGGUAUCGCUGAAAUCGGUUGAAAGCAACGAUGAUGCGUCUGCUGCUGGCGGUAGCAGUCUUGGCGGAACUCGUAUUGACUACACAAACCCACGGGCCUGGGAGUUGGAUCGGGGCAGUUUGAAGAGUGACACCAUCACAAAGCGCUUCAUCUGGGCUCAGUGGGAUCCUACCGUUCAGGCACUGUACUAUAUUCACCUGAAGCCGAGCACCAGAACCAUCUUCGAGAAGGAACUGGACGAAAUGGGCACUGCGUCCGGCGAGGGUGAUGCCGAGUCGCAACGAAUGCAGCCGACGCUCUCCGCGUAUCAGUUUCACGAUGAUCUGCCGACGGAAACCGUGCUAAACAUUCCGCUGAAUCUGCCCAAAAUACCGGCCUCCAGCAGCGAGGACAUCUACGAGGACGACACCGUACCGCUGCGCAUUCACGACUCCUCGUUGAACCUUGUGAUCGUUAGCGAUGAGUCGGGCAUGCUGUUUGUCUGUCACUAUUAUCUCUAUCAGCCGAUCAAGCCGCAGGAAGAGGAUGCACCGUCGGGUACUGGCCAGCCGGGAAUGUCACAGGCCAUCUUCGACGUACACUUUGCAUACUCGGUAACCAUCCUCCAUCACGGGUGUGUCAUACACUGCGUCAUCCCCGGCAUUCCCUGGGAGAAGGCGAAACUGAUGAAGCCAACGUUCACGCUGCACGGCGAUCACCAUGUGCUGGUGUUCCAGGCGGACCUGUUCAUGCAUCUGCUCGAUGUAGGACUUUCGCACGAACCGUCGUGCCACAUCGUCAGUGCACCAUUUACGCGCGCGCCCAUCACGCAGCUCGUGCCGUGCUUUACGACGAACAACAUCUGCUACGACUCGGCCACGCUCGAUCUGAUCUCGAUCACUAUCCCGAAGGCGCACCUGAUCGAUGCGUUUCGGAACGACACGUCGAUCGAUAAUCGCCUCGCAAUCGUGCAUUACUUUUUGGCCCACUCCAACGGUGAUAUUAUAGAGAUCUUUUCGGAGAUAUUGGGCAUCGUCAUGGAGCGACCGUUGCACCUGGAUACGGUGCCCUUACUGAAGGAGGCACUUAUUGCCGGUGCGUAUGCGUCGGCCAAGAAGGGCCUAACGCAGGAUCAACUCGCCCUCUACCGGCUCCUGCCGCUGACUUCCUGCAGUACUGCGAAACCGAUCGAAGCGAAAGUGGGCCGCCUGAACGUGGGUCUUUCGCACGAAACUCUCUACAACACGACAAUGAUGCUGCUGUCGCCGCAGCAAAGGCUUUCGCCCUUCCGCAAGGACAUCUGGACGCUGCUGUGGGAUCGACUGAACGACAACAACAGCAAGGAGCGAACCCGCUUCCAACAGGAGCAGGUACGCGAGAAGCUCAUGUACUCGCUUGCCUGCUACCAACCGGAAGCGUUGUCUCGUUGCACCACUCCCAUGUCACCGGCGAAUCCGAUUGCCAACAUUGGUUCGGAUUUUUUUGCCAGCGCCGCGGCCAGCCGCCGGGCACUGCCAAACGACUUGCUGCCGUUCGUCGAAUCGGAAGCCUGCACGGCCAACAAACAGGAGCUGGUGCUAAACGUGAACCUGCGCGAGCUGAGCAUGCACCUCGUGAAGCACAGCGUCAAGGAGGUGACCGGCUUCCGUUGGCUUAAGAACGCAUUCUACGACAGCAACCCAUCGACCUCACACGUACACGCCGUCGCCACUCGUUACGUAGCCGCACAGCUGGAACAGGCACGUGCCCUAUGUGUGCUGGUGUGUCGAACGGCCGGUCUCGAUCUUGCGCUCGAAGGAACCGAACGUGGGUUCGCACUGAUCGAUCAACUCGAUCGAGCGCUUCUGGUGCGGCUCUUUGCCAUGCUGGAGCGCUACUGUCUGGCAGUGGAAACCCUGGCCUUUCCGCUGCCGCUAGGGUUUUGCUCGUUCUUUUCGUACCUUGGGUAUCGCGCUCUUGCCUACGAUGCGUUCAUGCAGUACGUCGAUCACCACGUGUUUGAGCUACAGAUCGACGUCGUGAAGGUGAUUUUUGCUGACAUCGAGGACACACCGGACGGCAUUCGGCGGAAGCUGGGCCUGCUGAUGCUGUUGCCGCGUUCGCGUGCCCGCCGGUUGCUGAACAGCUGGAACCACCCGGUCAGCGCGAUGCUGCGUGGUCGCGAACAUGCGAUGAACAUCCUCUCCGGAAACUCCGUGCACCCGCGGGGCUCAACGCACAACAAAAAGCGUGACUAUCAACCGAAAGAUCUCUGCCAGGGACUUGGGGCUGCGAAGAAGCUUCAGCAACCGUUGGACAACUUUUUCGAUCUGCUUACAGCGAAGGCCAACCUAAACGAACUAGAUUUCAAUCUUCUGAUCGAAACAACGCUUACGUCGGUGGAAAAUUUUCACGUGUAA